Molecule: messenger RNA, 1878 nt
Organism: Nelumbo nucifera (sacred lotus)
Lineage: Eukaryota; Viridiplantae; Streptophyta; Magnoliopsida; Proteales; Nelumbonaceae
Product: Nodulin MtN21 /EamA-like transporter family protein
Cellular component (GO): membrane
Source: RefSeq, a predicted model, not a curated record
GUCCCGUCACUAAAUUCUAAAAGCGUUUCCCAAGGCCCAACCCAACCCCUCCAUCUCGUUUCUCUGUGCCUGCCGUCGAUGAGAAUUAUGGCUGUGGUUGCUUGUCAGUUACCGUAGUUUUUAGAAAUAGGGGUUUGUACAGAUUCAAGGUUUGCUGAGAGGUAUGGAAUCUGCAGAGAGGAAAGAUAAAGGAGGAGAUCAUCAUGUCGUCGAAUUGGUCGUUAGCGAUGCUGCACCCCAAGUAUCCGAUCAGAUCACUCCUCUAUUAUCCGUGGCUGGGAAACCCAAGUCCAGCAUCUUCUCUGUCUCUCAUCCCAGAAGGAGGCCCAAGGAGCAAGUAGCAAAGAUAAAUGAAACAGACGUAUCAUUCUUUUCUCAAUCUAUUUUAUGGUUAUGGAGCGGACCAAAGUACUCAGGUUUAGUUUGCAUGGCAUUAUCUUCUACUAUCUAUUUUGUCAUGGAAAUCCUGGCAAGCACUCUUUCAGGUCAACCAAUUCCAUUAUUUGAAAUUGUAUUUGUGAGGUGUACAAUUAUCUUGAUCUCAUCAUUUGUGUGGUUGAAAAGGACUAGACAACCUAUCUUUGGACCAACCCAUGUACGGAAACUUUUGUUUUCAAGAGCCUUAAUGGGAUACCUCUCAUUGUUCAGUUUUGUAUACAGCAUACAAAGCUUACCUCUAUCUCAGGCUAUUGUGUUGAACUUCACCACUCCAAUUAUGGCUUCUAUUAUGGCUAGAAUCAUUUUGAAUGAGAAGCUGAAAUUUUUAGAUGUUGGAGGACUGAUUUGCAGUUUCUUUGGCUUGCUGUUCAUUUUUCGACCAAUACUCGUUAAACAAGGAAAGUUAGCUGAUGGCGAGAAAUCAAGCAAUACGUACAGCAGUAGAGAAGGCGAAAUUAUAUAUGCACUGUUAGUUGCCAUGUUUUCAUCAAUAACUGGUGGAAUUAGCUAUUGCCUUAUAAGAGCCGGAGCGAAGGCAUCUGAUCAACCUGUGGUUACUGUUUUCUCAUUUGGCUUAUUGGCUACUCCUGCUGCAGCAAUUUGUACCUUUGUUCUGCAGGAAUUUGUGCUGCCUGAACUAUAUUCAUUUAUUUUCAUGGUUGUGCUUGGUGAACUGGCUUUUCUUGCACAGGUACUUUUAGCACGUGCACUUCAACUUGAGAAAACUAGCAAAGUUACAAACAUCCAGUACAUCGAGGUCUUUCUAUCACAGAUUUGGGGCAUUGGUUUAUCAUGGGUAGCUCCCUCUUUUGGUAGACUUGCUGGGUGUUUGCUUAUCUUUAUUUCAGUGGGUAGCACCAUGUUUUUUGGACCUGAGCAAGAGAAUGAAUGAAGGUUUCCAUACACUCCAGUAUAAUAGCAUGCAUCCAAUAUGGUGGACUUAAUUUUUUUUGUUGUAUCAAAUGGCUUAAGCUUCCAUAUUCCUGUAAGAUGUUGCUAAUUUAUGCUGGCAGCAGAAGCCUCUUUAAGAAGUGUUUACUGAUUCUUUUUGUCAAGGAUUCAGUUGUUUUUGACAAUGAUGUGAUUAGGAAUUGUUGAACAAAUUUACAACUGAGUUGCUGCUAAGGAUCGCUAUCUAACAAAGCUCUUGCUGUAGACUAACGGGGCAAGGUCUAUGUUCCUAGUCCUCUCUCUCUCUCUCUAGCCUCCUGCAAUUAUCUAGUGCAUUACCAAAAUAUGGUUUGAUGAUCAUGUAAGAAUUUCAAGGCAGCAUUUUUAGUCUUUGUUUAUGAAGGCCUUCUGAAGUAAAGGGACUCAUUUAAUUUUCGACUGCUGAAAGAUCAAAAGUUUUAAAUGCUAUCUACAAGGUUCUUGUGUUAUCUCUCCAGACUUGUAAGGUUGAAGCAUGGAAAAGAUUAAUUUGAAUAAGAGUUUAGCUCA